This is a messenger RNA of Triticum aestivum (bread wheat), 621 nucleotides long. Its product is annotated as probable protein phosphatase 2C 7. The record is from RefSeq and is a predicted model, not a curated record. The transcript has 6 exons. Gene Ontology annotation, biological process: protein dephosphorylation. Bases 1 to 621 code for a protein of 206 amino acids. NCBI's taxonomy places the organism in Eukaryota, Viridiplantae, Streptophyta, Magnoliopsida, Poales, Poaceae. Gene Ontology annotation, molecular function: protein serine/threonine phosphatase activity; cation binding.
AUGGUCGACGCAUCAUCGUCCGCUCGGGCGGUAAGGGGAGCCGGGGAGGCGGUGGCGGCGGCGCCCAAGCAGAGUGAGCAGGAGGACGGGAAGGGGUACAUAUGCGGCGGCUGGAAAAGUGAGGACGGAAGUUUGCAUUGCGGAUAUUCGAGCUUCAGAGGGAGAAGAGCAAGUAUGGAAGACUUCUUCGACAUGAAAUCAUCUAAAAUGGAUGCUAAACAAAUAAACCUCUUUGGAGUAUUUGAUGGACAUGGUGGUUCAUGUGCCGCUGAGUAUCUCAAGGAGCACUUAUUUGAAAAUCUCUUGAAACAUCCAGCUUUCAUUAGUGAUACAAAAACAGCAAUAAGUGAGAGUUAUACAAAGACUGACUCAGAUUUCUUGGAUGCUGAAACCAAUAUUCAUAGAGAGGACGGGUCAACUGCAUCAACCGCAAUUUUGAUUGGCAACCAUCUUUAUGUGGCAAAUGUUGGCGAUUCACGGGCUGUAAUAUCGAAGGCGGGCAAAGCUAUUGCGCUCUCGGAUGAUCACAAACCAGACAGAAGUGACGAGCGGGAACGGAUUGAGAAUGCUGGAGGAGUUGUUACAUUUAGUGGAACAUGGAGGGUAGGUGGUGUCAAAUGA